CGCCGCAAUGCAUUCUGGGCCUCGGCAAAAUGGCUGCCUCCUUGGUGCGCUGCUGCUGAGGGGAGUUGGGCUGUCCGGCAACCCGGGACGUUUUCCUUUUAAGCUUCAGGAACCCCGCUGUCUUGGGGACUUUUCUUCACGCGAAGAGGAGCCAUCAGCUGUCCCGAGACGGGGGACACGAUGGGACCAAGUGGGCGCCCGUCGCGGCAGCCGGGCACAGGGCAAGUACCUCCACGGGGGUAGGACGUUCCUUCUCGGCCACCGGAGACCAUAAGCUCUCGGAAACAGGCCCAGUCCCUGCUCCUGAGCCCGACUGCACCGCCAAGGGCUGGACUUUGUCGUGAGUGAGCCCCCUUUCCCCUGCAUCCUCUCCGAGGAUAGGGAUAGACGCGCCUGGAACAGAGGCGCCUUCGGCUAAAGCUGCAAGCUCCAUCUUUGCUUCCUAUUAUUUUGUCUGUAAUAGGACAGACAUCCCGACCCCACAUUCUUAAGAGUUCUGCCCUGACCAGGGUACCACGUUGUAAGCCUAUCCCGCUCUGACGGUUCCCUUGUGGCAAGAAUCCUGUGCUACGAAUCUCCAUAUUUGAAUCCAAAGUAGACCCGCUAAAACUCUGUACACGCCCCUGCAAAUGUUGCCUUAACGAGGACUUAGAUGAACAGCAGUUCCCACAAAGAAUUCCCACUGUUGCUAGAGAUACAAGAGGUUCCUAAUCUGAUUCUCCACCCUGGAUAAGAACUUUUGUCACUCAACGUCUCUUACAUUGCCUGCAGUCUUUUUGUGUGGUAUAAAGCGUCAACUUUAACCUAAACAAGACUACCAAACAUCCUGCAACUAUAGUAGUAUUUACAUCUUGCCCAUUGAUUUGCAAUGUUUAGACCACUUGGCUAGAUUCCCAAUCAUAUGUCACAUUCUUCUACUGCCCAUCUUCUAAAACUUUCUUCUGAAUGAAUAUUCAUUGAUAUCAUUUUUGCUGGGUUAUGUCAUAAUUUCUGUUGUGACCAAGAACCACAUAUCUCCCUAAUUCUGAAAUAAUAGUGACAGUGAACUAUAUCUUAUUCCUGAAGAAGGCAACAACAACAACAAAGGAUUUAACAUACAUAUCUCUAACCCAUGAAGCUAGAGGGUGAUAAUCCAUUUGCUAUCAGAUACUGUUACUUGUCCCUUGUUUAACGAUUGCAGCACUCCUUAAAUUUUCUCAUCCCAGAUAGGAAACCCCCAGUUGCUGAGCAGGGAAUAUUGCAACACUCUCUGGAACAGUAGCACUUGCAAAUCCACUUUGAAAACGGCUCCUUUCCUGCAUACAGCUCCUUCCCAGAAAACACCUUCUGGGAACAAGAAUUGCCAGAUUCCUUGUCCUUCCAACUACUUUUUUCUGGACAUUGUGUUGGAGUGGAGGUUUCUGAUCCCUGGUUACAUUAGUUCCUUUUCUUCUGAUGGAGUCUGACAUGCUGCAGUCCCCCCUCCUAGGGCUUGGGGAAGAAGAUGAGUCGGACAUGACUGACUGGAAUCUGCCCUUGGCCUUCAUGAAGAAGAGGCACUGUGAGAAAAUUGAGGGCUCCAAGUCACUGGCUCAGAGUUGGCGGAUGAAAGACCGGAUGAAGACGGUUAGUGUUGCCUUAGUGUUAUGUCUAAAUGUCGGAGUGGACCCUCCUGAUGUGGUGAAGACAACUCCAUGUGCCCGUCUUGAAUGCUGGAUAGAUCCUCUGUCAAUGGGGCCACAGAAAGCUUUGGAAACUAUUGGUGCAAAUCUGCAGAAACAGUAUGAAAACUGGCAACCAAGGGCCCGAUACAAGCAGAGUCUUGAUCCUACAGUGGAUGAAGUUAAAAAGCUAUGCACCUCAUUGCGUCGAAAUGCCAAGGAAGAGAGAGUUCUCUUCCACUACAAUGGGCAUGGUGUCCCCAGACCAACAGUAAAUGGAGAAAUAUGGGUCUUCAACAAGAACUAUACGCAGUACAUCCCUUUAUCCAUAUAUGAUCUACAGACAUGGAUGGGCAGUCCCUCUAUCUUCGUGUAUGAUUGCUCAAACGCUGGCCUUAUUGUCAAAUCUUUCAAACAGUUUGCCCUGCAGAGGGAGCAGGAGCUGGAGGUGGCUGCAAUUAACCCUAACCAUCCACUGGCUCAGAUGCCCUUGCCUCCUUCAAUGAAAAAUUGCAUUCAACUGGCAGCAUGUGAAGCCAGUGAGUUGUUACCGAUGAUCCCUGACCUGCCAGCUGACCUGUUCACAUCCUGUCUUACUACACCAAUCAAGAUUGCACUGAGAUGGUUUUGCAUGCAGAAGAGUGUGAGACUGGUACCAGGAGUCACGCUGGAUUUAAUAGAGAAAAUUCCUGGGAGGCUCAAUGACAGAAGAACGCCUCUGGGAGAAUUGAAUUGGAUCUUUACAGCCAUCACAGAUACAAUUGCAUGGAACGUCCUACCCAGAGAUCUUUUCCAAAAGCUCUUCAGGCAGGAUCUACUGGUGGCAAGCCUCUUUCGAAACUUUUUAUUGGCAGAAAGGAUAAUGAGGUCUUACAAUUGCACACCUGUCAGCAGCCCUCGUCUACCUCCGACUUACAUGCAUGCCAUGUGGCAAGCUUGGGACCUCGCUGUGGAUAUCUGCCUUUCUCAGUUGCCCACCAUUAUAGAGGAAGGAACUGCAUUCAGGCACAGCCCGUUCUUUGCUGAGCAGCUAACAGCGUUUCAGGUAUGGCUAACGAUGGGAGUAGAAAACCGCAAUCCACCAGAACAGCUUCCCAUUGUGCUGCAGGUGCUGUUAAGUCAAGUGCAUCGGUUGCGAGCUCUUGAUUUACUGGGACGAUUUUUGGACCUAGGUCCCUGGGCUGUUAGCCUGGCUCUGUCUGUUGGCAUUUUCCCUUAUGUGCUAAAGCUUCUCCAGAGUUCUGCUCGAGAGCUAAGACCUCUUCUGGUCUUCAUCUGGGCCAAAAUCCUUGCAGUGGACAGUUCAUGCCAAGCCGACCUUGUGAAGGACAAUGGUCACAAAUAUUUCCUUUCUGUUUUGGCAGAUCCCUACAUGCCGGCUGAACAUAGGACGAUGACAGCUUUUAUUCUGGCAGUGAUUGUCAACAACUACAAUACCGGGCAGGAAGCCUGUCUUCAAGGGAACUUGAUUGCCAUUUGCCUGGAGCAGCUCAAUGAUCCACAUCCUCUUCUGCGCCAGUGGGUGGCUAUUUGCUUGGGGCGAAUUUGGCAGAAUUUUGACUCUGCAAGGUGGUGCGGUGUGAGGGACAGUGCCCAUGAAAAGCUCUACAGCCUUCUCUCUGAUCCAAUCCCAGAGGUUCGCUGUGCUGCAGUCUUUGCCCUUGGCACCUUUGUAGGCAAUUCGGCUGAGCGGACAGAUCAUUCUACCACUAUUGAUCACAACGUUGCCAUGAUGCUGGCUCAGCUCAUCAACGAUGGAAGUCCCAUGGUCCGAAAGGAAUUGGUGGUUGCACUGAGUCACCUUGUGGUCCAGUAUGAAAGCAAUUUCUGCACUGUUGCCUUGCAGUUUAUGGAAGAAGAAAAGAACUAUGCACUGCCAUCACCAGCUGCUCCAGAAGGUGGAAGCCUGACUCCAGUGCGAGACAGUCCCUGCACACCAAAACUCCGUUCUGUCAGCUCCUAUGGGAAUAUAAGAGCAGUCACGACAGUAAGGAAUUUGAAUAAGUCUCUGCAGAAUCUCAGUUUGAAUGAAGAAUCUGGGAGCUCUGUUGCCUUUUCUCCUGGGAACUUGAGCACCAGCAGCAGUGCCAGUAGCACCUUGGGCAGCCCUGAGAACGAAGAGUAUAUCCUGUCUUUUGAGACCAUUGACAAGAUGAGAAGAGUCAGCUCCUACUCUUCACUUAAUUCACUGAUAGGAGUUUCUUUCAACAGUGUUUACACACAGAUUUGGAGAGUCCUCUUACACUUGGCUGCUGACCCAUACCCAGAUGUUUCGGACUUGGCUAUGAAAGUGCUCAACAGCAUUGCUUACAAGAUUAUGCAAGUGAGAGUAAGACUGGAUUGCAGAUUGAAGCCACAACUGCUGCCCAGUGCAGGUGAUCUAGUACAUGCGACGGUAAAUGCCCGCCCCCAGCGCAUCCUUGAUACUUCUUCCCUCACACAGUCUGCCCCAGCCAGUCCUACCAACAAGGGCAUGCACAUACACCAAGUGGGAGGAUCUCCACCAACCACCAGCACCAGUAGCUCCAGCUUGACUAAUGAUGUGACAAAGCAGCCGGUCAACCGGGACCUGUCAUCUGUAAGACCUGCAAAUGUGGGCAACAUGGGGGUGCAAUACACUCCACACUCCCACCAGUUUCCUAGGACAAGGAAAAUGUUUGACAAGGGCCCAGAUCAGACAGCUGAUGAUGCCGAAGAUACCGUGGGGCAUAAAAACUUCAUGUCAGCAACAAUGCAGACGGGGUUUUGCGACUGGAGUGCCAAGUAUUUUGCUCAACCGGUGAUGAAGAUUCCAGAAGAACAUGAUUUGGAGAGCCAGGUCCGCAAAGAAAGGGAGUGGCGGUUUCUGCGCAAUGCCAGAGUCCGAAAGCAAGCACAGAAAAUCAUCCAAAAAGGUAUUUCACGACUAGAUGAUCAAAUCUUCCUGAACAGGAACCCUGGCAUGCCGUCAGUGGUCAAGUUUCACCCAUUUACCCCAUGUAUAGCGGUGGCUGACAAGGACAGCAUCUGUUUUUGGGAUUGGGAAAAGGGAGAAAAGCUGGACUAUUUUCACAAUGGGAACCCACGCUACACAAGGAUCACCGCCAUGGAAUAUCUGAAUGGACAAGACUGUUCUCUGCUCCUGACUGCUACAGAUGAUGGUGCUAUAAGGGUAUGGAAAAACUUUGCUGACCUGGAGAAGAAUCCAGAGAUGGUAACGGCCUGGCAGGGCUUGUCAGACAUGCUACCAACAACACGCGGUCUGGCCCGAAGGGUUUCAAUCUAUCUUGACAGAAGUAAACAGGGAGGAGCAGGGAUGGUGGUGGACUGGGAACAGGAAACUGGUCUUCUCAUGACUUCUGGAGAUGUACGGAUUAUAAGAAUCUGGGAUACAGACCGAGAAAUGAAAGUUCAGGAUAUUCCCACAGGGGCUGACAGCUGUGUCACCAGCCUGUCCUGUGACUCGCAUCGUUCGCUCAUUGUAGCGGGGCUUGGUGAUGGUUCUGUUCGUGUUUAUGACCGGCGGAUGGCUCUGAGUGAAUGCCGAGUGAUGACCUAUCGAGAGCACACAGCCUGGGUGGUGAAAGCGUAUUUGCAGAAACAUCCUGAAGGCAACAUCAUGAGUGUCAGUGUUAAUGGAGAUGUCCGUUUCUUUGACCCAAGGAUGCCAGAAUCAGUGAAGGUCCUGCAGAUAGUAAAAGGACUGACAGCUCUGGACAUCCACCCACAAGCCAACCUGUUUGCAUGUGGCUCUAUGAAUCAAUUCACUGCAAUCUACAAUGGGAAUGGUGAGCUGAUCAACAAUAUCAAGUACUACGAUGGAUUCAUGGGCCAGCGAGUGGGUGCCAUCAGCUGCCUAGCCUUCCAUCCACACUGGCCUCACCUGGCAGUUGGAAGCAAUGACUACUACAUCUCUGUGUACUCGGUGGAGAAGCGAAUCAGAUAACAGUGUGUGUGGCUGCUCUGUCAAGAGCAGGACAUCUUCUGGCAGGUGGGACCGUGUCUCACUCAUGGUGUACAUAGUGAAACUAUCGACUUGAAUGUUUAGUGUUGGCUGCUGCUGCUGUGCAACCCCCCCGUAACUUGAACACUUUUUUCCCUCCUGAUUUAGCUACUGAUGAUUUUGAGUCAGAGGGGAGAGGAGAGAAGCAGCCUCUUGCUUUUCUUCCGAGCCAGAACCUUCAGGCGCAGCAGAAAACGAGUAUAUAUAUUCUCACCGGGUUUCACCACCACUGCCCAUGACUGCUUCUCUGGUUGCUUGGCGUUAUGGCUCCUUACAAACUUAAGAGGAUGAUUCCUUCCUAGAACAGGGGUGGGUUUUCCUUUGAAUCAGGAAUUAAUUCAGGACUCACCUAGUGUUCUACAUACUCUACCUAGAACGUCUGUGGCUGCUACCUAUUUUGUGCCAAGUGCUGGCCCUGGCAGUCGCAUGCUAGCAGGCUGCCGGUCUUGGAUAGUUCUGUGUGUAUCUUACUACUCUAUAUGCCACCGGCCACCUUCUCUUGCAUUUACUGUUCCACUGGUAAAAGACGAAAGGAAAGCCCUAAGGAAGAGAGAGUCUCUCGGUGCUGCUGAAAAUACUACAGAGUUGGCUGCCACUACGGAAGGGAAAGCAGGAAACUUGCCCCCACUUCCUGGGUGUCUGUUGGGGAAAUCGGAGUGACACAUUUGAGAAGCUGCGUGACAGGACAGGAGACCUUCCCCUCUGAUGUCCAUUCAAUCUAUAAGUUGCUCCAGCCAUCCUCUAACUUCUUUUGCUCACAGCAGAACCCCAUAAGCACAAGAAAUGGCCUGCUACCUCCUCAUAGAGAGCAAGGAGUUCACUUAUCAUUGUACCACUGCCUUAAAUCCUACCCCCACCUCCUGUUCUCCUUUUGCAAGAAGUGCUAUUAUUCAGCUUGGUAAUGGAUGCAGAUAUUGCAGCACACAUACAGAACAGGCCUGUGCAGAGGGUCCCUCCUCCCAUUCAUCCCCCCCCCUUCAGGCACUUGCCCCCUAGACCGAACACAGGGGAAGCUAUAUGUAUACCUGGCACCCUGUGAUUGCAUGCAUGGUGUGUUGCCUGCAAGAGAACUACUGAUGUUCCCGCUCUCUAGAGAAUGCUGGUUCCAUCUCACAUGCCACCCAUCUCCCAUACAGUAAAGACUUCAGUCUCUUCAGUGUCCAGGGGAAGAGAUUCCCAAUUAAAUGGCUGCCUGAGUAGGGACACAAAGACAAGAAGGCCCCUUUGCAUUAUGUUGUGCCAGCAUUGUGCAGCUAUUGGCACUGGCUCCAAAAUCAGUUGUCUACAAAGCUGUGGAGAGGCAUGGAAUUCUGUCGUCGUCUUGCCAAUAAUUUUGUCGCUUGUGAUAGCAUUAAGAAUAGAGAUAGCAUCCAAUUCAUCUUGCAUUGUGGAUGUCAGCUUUUCCUUGCUUGCAAAAUCCAUCUCCUGGCUCUCACUAUGAAGCCUGCUAUAUGUUUUUUCCCCCUUCUUCCCCACCUUCUAGGCUGAGAGCCACCAUGUAAGAUACUAGGCAGAGGCCAAGGGAGGAUUGCUCAUAUAGCUAGAAACCUAUACUGAAAGCUGCCAAAAUUAAAUGAUGGGAAUAAACCCAAGAGGUGACUUGACACAUUAGUUUGCUGAUCCCCAGUGUCAGUUGUGCUGAGAUGCCACAGCCUUGGCCCCAUUGCCGUGCCUGUCCCUCUGUAAGUGGCAAUGAACUCAGGGAAGGGCAGAUAGUUGAUGGAUUUUGCUAACAAGCAUCAAGCCAGAGUCUGAAAUCCAUGUAUAACUGACUUAACCUGCGCAAUUAAAAGCAAAUGAGAAUAUGAUGAUGACGAUUAUUUUUUGUAAUGUAUAUCCUAUAUAUUUUGUUUCAAGAACAAGAUCCCUUGUGCUUCCCCCCCUCAGUUUGCACAGCCAGGACUAUGGUUGUGAUGGUCUUUUUCUGUUUUAAUCUGUCAGCUUCCAUCCAAAUUGGGGGGGGGGGGGGAGCUGUGUUUUUUCACAGGUCUGAUGUGGAGAUCCAAUCAUGAAGUUUAACCAAGGCUCCAGAAAGUAAUCUACCUAUAUAGUUCACUUAUCUCUUUAUUUAUUUUCCAAAAGCAAAAUUUAAAGGAAAAAAAGUAUAUAUACAUUUAAUAAUAAACCACCACAAGAUUGUACUGUGAGAGUAAAACAAUUAAUGAAAUAAAUGGUUAAUAAAAUGUAAAUGCCGUAA
Molecule: messenger RNA, 7819 nt
Organism: Podarcis raffonei (Aeolian wall lizard)
Lineage: Eukaryota; Metazoa; Chordata; Lepidosauria; Squamata; Lacertidae
Gene: RPTOR
Product: regulatory associated protein of MTOR complex 1
Exons: 36
Coding region: 1435-5565 (1376 amino acids)
Biological process (GO): cellular response to starvation; cellular response to amino acid stimulus; regulation of autophagy
Cellular component (GO): TORC1 complex; cytoplasm
Molecular function (GO): protein binding; protein-macromolecule adaptor activity
Source: RefSeq, a predicted model, not a curated record